AUGGUAAUUUCGAAAUCCAUGCUAAUUUUUCUUCUUCUCUGUCUUUUCUUGCUGUUUUCCGGCGACGCCGCUCCUUAUUACCGCCGGCACCGCCGUGGGAUGCCGCGAAGAGUAUAUGACGUCAGAAGCUACGGAGCAGUUCCAGACAGAAUCACCGAUAACGGCAUGGCGUUUGUGAGGGCAUGGAACGACGCGUGCAGAAGCCGGGGAGGCAUGGCGGCCGUCCGAAUCCCCAAAGGAGAGUAUUUGGUGAAAACGGCGUCGUUUCGAGGUCCCUGCACUGGUCCGAUUCUUUUCGUGAUCGAGGGGACCCUCCUCGCCCCUACCGACCCUUCCACCUUCUUCUCCGACACUUGGAUUGCUUUCCAGUACGUUAAUAACUUAGACCUCCGCGGCGGCGGCCUUCUCGACGGCGGCGGCGCCGCCGCCUGGAAAUACAACGACUGCGCCACCAAUUCUAAUUGCAGACAUUUGCCUGUGUCGUUGAGGCUCGAUUAUGUGACGAAUUCGAGAGUUCACCAUCUCCGAUCGGCGGACAGCAAGAGCACACACAUGCAUCUCUUCGGAUGCUCCAACGUCGUCAUCACCAAAGUGUCUAUAACAGCUCCGAGCGAGAGCCCCAACACCGACGGGAUAACCGUCGGCGUGUCGAGCCACAUUGUCAUCUCCGGCGCCUACAUUGGCACCGGCGAUGACUGCAUCGCCUUAAUUUCCGGCAGCCGCGACGUCGACAUUUCCGGCGUCACCUGUGGGCCUGGCCACGGCAUUAGCAUCGGGAGCCUCGGCCGCGGCCACGACCAUGAUUACGUCGACAAAAUUCGUAUCACAAAUUCGACUCUAAUCGGUACCGACAACGGCCUUCGGAUCAAGACUUGGGCGCCGUCUUCCCCGUCGCAAGCUUCGAACAUCUUUUACGACAACAUCGUCAUGCAAAAUGUCCGAAACCCGAUUAUGAUCGACCAGCAGUAUUGUCCGAGUAAAUCUUGCCCGCAAGGAAAUUCGCUCGUCCAGCUCGAAAAUGUAACGUUCCAGAACAUUCGAGGGACGUCGAGCAGCGAAGUAGCCGUGAAUUUGAAGUGUAGUAAAUCGCGGCCGUGUAAGAAUGUGAAGCUGAUCGAUAUCGACUUAUCCUACCGCGGGCGAGGCAAGGCCGCGGCUCAAUGCUCGAAUGUUCUCGGAGUUUCUUAUGGGAUAAAGAGGCCCGGCGGAUGCGUUUAG
Messenger RNA from Andrographis paniculata, 1218 nucleotides. Its product is annotated as exopolygalacturonase-like. The record is from RefSeq and is a predicted model, not a curated record. Gene Ontology annotation, molecular function: polygalacturonase activity. NCBI's taxonomy places the organism in Eukaryota, Viridiplantae, Streptophyta, Magnoliopsida, Lamiales, Acanthaceae. Gene Ontology annotation, biological process: carbohydrate metabolic process. Bases 1 to 1218 code for a protein of 405 amino acids. The transcript has 4 exons.